Camelina sativa (false flax) is the source of this 1200-nucleotide messenger RNA. RefSeq lists its product as uncharacterized. Gene Ontology annotation, molecular function: zinc ion binding. The record is from RefSeq and is a predicted model, not a curated record. NCBI's taxonomy places the organism in Eukaryota, Viridiplantae, Streptophyta, Magnoliopsida, Brassicales, Brassicaceae.
AUGUAUCUACACCUUGUAAAGUCUACAAACCCUGGCACCAUAACGGAAAUUGAGACAACAAUAGACAAAAAGGGUAAAACAUUGUUCAAAUAUCUAUUCUUUGCAUUUGGCGCAUGCAAUGAUGGAUAUAAAUUUAUGAGGAAGGUUAUAGUGAUAGAUGGCACAGUGAUGAAAGGCAAGUACAAAGGGUGUUUGGUAGCAGCAAGUGGUCAAGAUGGGAAUAUGCAGAUUUAUCCAUUGGCAAUUGGAGUAGUAGAAGUGGAGGAUGAUGCUGGUUGGGUGUGGUUUUUCAAGAAUCUAAUAAAAUUUGUCCCAGAAGUGUACCCAAUGGCGCAUCUUGCAGCAUGUGCAUUCCACCUUUUCCGUAAUGUUAAGCACAAGUACAAUUGUGGUGGCCUAGCUGGUCUAGUCUCGAAAGCAGGAAGAGCAUAUACGGUUGGUGAUUUCCGUUAUUGGUGGAGGCAGAUAGAGGAAACAAAGCCUGAAUGUGCAGAGUAUCUACUCAACAUUGGUCUACCACAUUGGACUCUAUCACACUUUACUGGAAACUGUUACAAUCUGAUAAGCAGCAACAUUUCAGAGUCUUUAAACGCCGCAAUGCAUAAAGGAGUGGAGUACCCAAUUGUGUCAAUGGUAGAAUUCAUAAGAGCCAUGUUGAUGAGGUGGUUUUGGUGUAGGAGGACAUUUACUGGGAAGACUAGAAGUAAAUGUACACCAGAAAUAGAAGAAUUGUUGAUUGAUCAUCUGAAAGAGUCACUCAACUAUGCGGUGCUAGGAGCAACAGACUGGAUUUACCAAGUUAACGACGCAGUUGGUUGUGAAUUUACUGUUGAUUUAGAGAAAAAAACUUGCACUUGUAGAGUAUUUGAUUUUCUGAAGAUUCCUUGCUGUCACACAUUGGCUGCUUGUCGAGUAAGAAACAUUGACCCCUACUCACUUAUUAGUGAAUGUUAUUUUGUUGGACCCUGGAGGGAGAAGUACAAAGGGGUACUAAUGCCAUGCCCAAAUGAGAGGGACUGCGACAUCCCUAUUGAGUUGACCGAAGUACCUGUUAAUCCACCUAGAACGAAAAGAGGCGGGGGAAGACCUAAAAAUAAGAGGAUCCCAUCACAGGGAGAAGUGGAUCACGGCACAACCGGAAAACUUGCUCGACGCUCAUAUGAUGAAGUGAAGAUGAUGUUUGCUCUGUUGACCCCGUAG